Messenger RNA from Suillus bovinus, 849 nucleotides. RefSeq lists its product as uncharacterized. The record is from RefSeq and is a predicted model, not a curated record. The transcript has 7 exons. Bases 1 to 849 code for a protein of 282 amino acids. NCBI's taxonomy places the organism in Eukaryota, Fungi, Basidiomycota, Agaricomycetes, Boletales, Suillaceae.
AUGACCGACAAUAGACCAAAUCCUCCUCCACAAACCAGUGAAAUAACUGUUCCUGAAAGCUCGAACCAGCUCAGUAGUCGAGUCAAACUGGGUUGGAAAUUUGUGAAAAAUAUCAUCAAGAAACUUUCAAAACGCUUCAAGCGUUCCCGCAACCGCAUUCCUGCGAUCCAGAAUGUCGAACUUCAAGGCGCUUCAUCGAGCGAGAAUAUCCAGGACACGUUACAUCCGCAUCUGUUCACCGACAACACGCAUCUCACCCCAGCUGAAAAUCUCAGUGAAUGCGUCAACCAAGGGACAUCCGGAGAACCUGCUUCGAAGGUUCUCGACGUCCCCUGUGGCUCAGAGGAAACCCCUGGUUCUAAACCGGUUAGUGCCGAACUUCAGGUUGCCCACGAGGCUUUAGAACACAUGAAAACACCCUUGAGACCUGCGCAGCAUGCGAUAUCCGCUGUCAGCAAUGCCCCAGCAGGUCUUACUGCCGUAGAUAAUCUCCAGACCGAUUACCUCCAACCCCUUAAAAUUUUCAACACCGCCAUUGACAAGAUCGCAAACGUGCAUCCAUACGCAAAGAUGGCGUUGGGCGUACUUUCUGCUGCAGCCAACAUCAUCCUUACUCAAGCGGAGCGCGACAAAUCAAUAAAUGACCUUCUCAAGAAAUUAGAUGAAGUUUAUGGUUUCAUCACCCAAGACGAUAAUCUUUCCAAGGUUGAAUCGAUGCGUGAUGUCAUCGGAAAGAUCGCUCAGCAGACUCUCGAGUGUGCCCGUUUCAUCAGGGAAUACUCGGAGACGAAGAGCUUCUGUGAGUCCUCGAAUUAUUGCAUUCGCAAACCGGUCUUAUACUCACUAUGA